AUGAAAUCACAACAAACAUCUUCUUUCGAAGAUCAACAAAACGAUAUUUCAAUGUCAAACAUCAAUAAUCAUUUAUCAACAGAAUCUCCAAAUGAAUUAUCAACGACGGAAAGUGGGAAAAAACUGCAUCGUCGUCGUUCAAUCAUUCAUGAGUUUGCCACAAACACAACUAUCCAUGGCCUUCCGAAUAUUAUUAACAGUGAAAAUGUGCACAGUCGAAUUUUUUGGGCAAUCUCAUUUGUUGCUUUCAGCUCUUUAAUGCUCUAUUUUAUUGUUAAAGCGAUUUUAGAAUAUCUUCAAUAUCAAACACAAACAGAUAUGAGUGUUAAUGUUGAAUGGCCACAAUAUUUUCCAGCAUUCAGUAUUUGUAAUGCUGCAUCAUUUCGUUACGAUCAAUUCAUAGAACCGUUUCUAAACUAUACAAAUACACUAAAUUUAACCAAUGAAAAUAGUAUGAAUGCAUUAUCUCCACUUCGAAUUCGAAAUUUUAUACAAUAUAAAGUUAAUAGAAAUGAAUCAAUUGCACAAUAUUCGUUUUCACUUUAUUCGAUGCUCUAUCAAUGUUUAUACGAUUCUAUGCCUUGUUCAAGUGCUGAUUUUAUUCCAUUUGUCUCAUCAACAUAUGGUCUGUGCUUUACAUUCAAUGCUAAAAUGAAAAAUACUAGUGUUGGUGUACGAUACGGAAAUCAAUAUAGUGGCACUGGUCGACUUAAUUUAGCUUUUUAUGUACAUAGUCAACAAUAUGUGCCAUAUGUUGUAGAUAGCAUUGGCAUGGUUGGUCUAGUACACGACAAUGCACAAGUACCACUUAUUGAUGCAAAUGGCAUAGGAUUGGCACCAGGACGGAAAUACAAAUUGAGUUUUACAAAGAAGACAAAUUUCUUUUUAUCUUCACCAUAUACUUCAUGUACUGACAAUAUACCUCUUUCGAUGAAAGUAAUGUUUAACGAUUAUAAUGGUGCUGAUUAUAGUUAUUCGCAACUCUCAUGCUAUGAACUCUGUAUGCAAGCUUACACGUAUGAACAAUGUGGCUGUAUUAAUCCUUAUUUAUGGAACGUUCGCUACAUUGUUUUGCCAGACACAAAAAACGUCAUCUUAGCGCCUCUUUGCAAUUACACUGAUUCUUGUUAUCGUCGAGCAACUGAUACAUUCACGGCAUCAUCAUCAUUCAUUGAACGAUAUUGUCCGGAUUGUACAUUGCAAUGUUCUCUAAUAGACUUUCCUCUUAAAAUAUCUUCGUUUAUAACACCAUCUGAGUGGCAAUUAAAUGGAAUUAAGGCAUUUGUUGAAAAUUCUUCAGUGCCAUUACCAUUAGAUUGGUCCACAGCCUGGCGUACGCAUAUUCAAAACAAUUAUGUUGCUGUUAGCGUCGUACGUGAGGCAGCUUUCGUCGAUAUUCAGAUACAGCAAGCGAAAAUCACUUUAGGUGACGUUAUAUCGAAAGUUGGCGGUCUAACUGGUCUAUGGCUCGGUCUUAGUUGUCUCUCAAUAAUGGAAUUCAUUCAUAUGCUCUAUCGACUUAUUCAUUAUCAGUGUUACUUAAUUCUAUCAGUAAUACGAAAAAAGUAA
Rotaria sordida is the source of this 1569-nucleotide messenger RNA. The record is from the annotation of a GenBank genome assembly. Lineage: Eukaryota; Metazoa; Rotifera; Eurotatoria; Philodinida; Philodinidae.